AUAAACAGAAAAAACUAUAAGCUAUAAAACAAGCAACAACAAAACAACCUUCUAUUUUGUUCAUCUAUAUGUAUGUACAUAAUAACAACGAGGAGUACUCAUCAAUAUUAAUAACCUCCAUUAUAAAACCAUAAAAAUAACACGAAAAAAACAACACCAGCAGCCCAUACGUAUUCAUAUAAUGAUGGCCUAGCCGGGACUAUAUUAUUUACAAUAACAAUCAUCAACAACAGCAGUAGUGGAGGUGGUUGAGGAUACUAGUGACGGUGGAGGAGAGGAGGAGGAGGGCCUGGAUAUAGGUGGUGGGGCUGGCGGCAUCAAGUGGUGGUGGUGUGGAAGGCGUGUGCGUGGCAAAAUGCGAGAACCCGGUGGUAAUGAUGAUGCAGGUGAAACAAUAACAACAGCAACUAAAAUAAUACUCGAUAGAGAUCGAGAAUCAUUAUCAUCUUUAUCAUCCCCAUUGAUGGGGUUGAUAGAUGAUAAUGAUAAUGAAACGAAAAAUGUGGUAGUAGACAAGAAUAGUUCAAGAUCAAGAUUAGUAUUUAAUUUAAAUGGUGGUAAUGUUAUAUUACGAUGGAGUGUGUUAAUUAUAACUUUAACAUAUUUCAUAUCAAUGGUGCAUGGACAACAAGCACAAUAUUCUUGUCCGGCACGUAGUGAAAUAUCACCAUGUCUGUGUACAGUGAAAAAGAAUGGUUUAGAUAUCUUAUGCGAAUUUACUGAUUCACAACAUAUCAGUAAAGCGAUGGCAGCAUUAAAAGGGAAAACAAUGGUUAUAUAUUAUUUAAAGUUACGGCAUAAUCAAUUGAAAAAAUUACAAGGUUUCAUAUUUUUGGGUUUGGAUAUACGUCAUUUAACCAUACAUAAUAGUACGUUGGCUGCUGUGGAAGAAUCAUCGUUAAGUUCAAUUGGUAAAGGACUAACACAAUUGGAUGUAUCUCAAAACUCGUUAAGCUCUGUACCAUCUGUAGCAUUUAAAAAUCUACAUCACUUGCUAAUAUUAAACAUGAAUCAUAAUCGUGUCUCAGCCAUACAUUCAAGAGCAUUCGAAGGUUUAGAUACGUUAGAAAUAUUAACAUUGUAUGAAAAUAAAUUGGUCAACAUUGAUUCAGACGCGUUUCGAGGUUUGGAAAAAAAAUUAAAACGUUUAAAUCUUGGAGGAAACGAUUUAACAAGCGUACCACAGAAAGCAUUAUCCGUUCUUGAAAAUUUGAAGAAGUUAGAAAUGCAAGAAAAUCAAAUUUCUAAAAUUGAAGAAGGUGAUUUUGAAGGUUUGAGAAAUUUGGACUCACUUGGUUUGGCUCAUAAUCAUUUGCGGGAAAUACCACCACGAGUAUUUUCUCAUCUAACAUUGUUGAAUUCGUUAGAAAUGGAAGGGAAUUCAAUUUCCGUUGUCGAUGAAGAAGCCUUCGCUGGACUUGAAGCAAAUCUACAAUAUUUACGAUUAGGUGACAACAAUUUACAUCAAAUACCAACCACAGCAUUAAGACGUUUGCAUCGUUUACGUCAUCUGGAUCUACGUUCAAAUAAUAUUACAGUUAUUGCUGAAGAUGCAUUCUCUGGUUAUGGUGAUUCUAUUACAUUUUUGAAUUUACAGAAAAAUGAUAUUAAACAGCUACCUCCACUUGGAUUUGAAAAUCUAAAUUCACUUGAGACAUUAAAUUUACAAAACAAUAAGAUUCAGCAUAUACCAGAAGAAAUUAUGGAACCAAUUGUUGACACAUUACGUGUUGUUGACAUAAUGGAUAAUCCAUUGAUUUGUGAUUGUGAAUUAGUUUGGUAUGCAGAUUGGUUAAAAAGUUUACGUGGUAAAGAUGAUGAAAUGAUGCAAAAGAAACGUAUCGUAUGUACCAUGGGUGAACAUCGUGAAUAUGAUUUACAAAAUUUACCAUUAGAUGUAAUGGGUUGUGUGAAUAAAAAUAUGGGUCGUACAUCACUAAAUGGAGGAAAUCAAAAUAAUAUACAUCUAUAUUAUUUUUCGCUACUUGUUACCUUUGGAACCGUAGCAUUGGGAAAUAAUUUUAAUUAUUAUUAUGUAUUUUAAGUAAACAGAA
Molecule: messenger RNA, 2054 nt
Organism: Chrysoperla carnea
Lineage: Eukaryota; Metazoa; Arthropoda; Insecta; Neuroptera; Chrysopidae
Product: protein slit-like
Exons: 7
Coding region: 356-2044 (562 amino acids)
Molecular function (GO): protein binding
Source: RefSeq, a predicted model, not a curated record